CAAGUGGCUGUAGCACUUUUUAAUAGUCUUUUCAACAUAAAAACAGAAUUAAAAGGUAGCUUUUCCAUCGUUCGUGGGUAGAGGGAACAGAAACGGACCUGGAGACACAGGCGGCACUGACCGAGAGGUCUCUGGAGCCCGCGGGGGGCGAAUGCCGCAGCAGCUGCGGUCCCUUCAGCAGAUUGUAGUUUUUUAAAAGAAUUUCUAAUAAAAUGCCACGUAGGUAACGAUUUUGUGGCUACUACGGCUUCCCUAUGGCCGCUGUCCACAAAAGCUGCCCCAACUCGUCCCAGCUUUCGAUAGAAAAGGCAUUUUGUCCAUCUGCUCUCACGUUGUUUCCUACGCCGUAGAAAUAAAGUUCACAUUUGCUUUUAUCCUGUUUUAUCCCGUUUUGGCCCAAUUUUGCAAUAUAAGUGCCCACACACGUAUGAUCGCUUUUUCGUCAGCUGAAAUUCGUGAUCUACAAUCCCCCGUAUUUUACGCCGUUUUCUAAACUCGCAGUCUGGACAUCACCCCACGGCCUACGUGCGCACUUUUCGGCGCGGAUCUCCCACAGCGCAUUUUCCACGGCUCUUUCUGGCCGCUGUCUCCCCCGUCUCAGUGGCCGCAGUGCAUUUUCCGGUCCAUGUUCAACCCCCCUCCCGGGCGGCGCUUUCCCGGGAGCUGUGUCUGUUUCUGUGCUUGUUUCUCUGUUUGUGUCUCGUUUUGUUUGUCUUUGUUUCUGUGCUCGUGUCUCUGUGUCUGUGCGUCCGCGGCGCCGUGCGCUCCCGCCCGGUCCCGCUCCCCCGCCCGCCUCUUGUCUCUGUGCACUUUGGGCCGUCCCGCAGCCGCCUGCAGCCGCGGCCUUUCGCUGCUUUGUGCUUUCGCCUCUCGAACUUCGUUUCCCCGCGGGCUGCUCGUUCGCGGCUCUGUGUAUUCCUGCUCUCGAGUCCCGGCUCGGCUCAGCAUCGGGUCAUCAGAUACUGUAGUAUCCUGCAACAGGGGCCAGAUGGCUCAGAAGAUGAAUAACAGCAUAAAAAGGUUUGUAAGUAGCAAUCUAUGGCAGGUCAGAAAUAGCCAAAUGAUGUUGCCUUCAGGUGUGUCUAUUCAGGAAGCAGCAGGGAUCACUCUGAAGGAACAGUCUCGCUCCUGCGCCUCAUCGUGUACCACCGGAACUGCUCCAAGAAUUUUCCCACAUAAGAAGAAAAACAAAACACUAGAAAUGGUGACAGGCAAUCAGGCAAGUGCUGCCUACAUGUUGGUGAUAAUGCUCCCUGGUAGGAUGCUGCAGGAUGUGAUGGUUUGGGAUAAAGCCCAGCAGGUGAUUCCAUAGAUGACAGCGGAUCUGUGUUCACAGCUGUCUCCUCGGCUCUGAAAUGUGCACACAGCAGGCUUCCAAAAAGUGGCAUCGAGGUCUGUGAUGGAAAACUGACAAGGGAUUGCAUGUUUUGUGCACACUAAUACACAGAUCUGUGCACACAGUAAUGUAAUAGACUCCUUUUUUAAAACUUACAUGAUCAAGUCUGGUCUUGAAUUGUAAAUCAAAGUGCAUUCUUUCAGCUGGGUUUUCUGAAAACCUAGGCAACAAAUACUAGGGAAAAAAUGAGUGCCAGACUUUGUACCCCCUUCUCUGCAUUUAACUUUUAAAAGUUUAGAAUUGGUUUGUUGAUCUGAAUUAACGAUUAUGGAAACUGAUAUUAUUA
Molecule: messenger RNA, 1682 nt
Organism: Prinia subflava (tawny-flanked prinia)
Lineage: Eukaryota; Metazoa; Chordata; Aves; Passeriformes; Cisticolidae
Exons: 2
Coding region: 626-1312 (228 amino acids)
Source: RefSeq, a predicted model, not a curated record